Molecule: messenger RNA, 1287 nt
Organism: Notodromas monacha
Lineage: Eukaryota; Metazoa; Arthropoda; Ostracoda; Podocopida; Cyprididae
Source: the annotation of a GenBank genome assembly
AUGGUAUAUUCUCACCAGUUUCACAAGACUCUGGCUUUCAACAAGUUUGCCAAGUACUCGUGGAUUCGCAUGGAGCUGUUGGAAGUAGUGCACGAUGUGUUCGAGGUGCAAACGAGCGUGGACAAGUUGGCGGCGCGGAUGAUGCGAAGGGCGCAUCGGCUGAUGAAUUGCACCAGGGCCGCCGUUUUUCUGCUGGACGAGGCUGGGAAUAUUGAGCCACAGGCAAACGCUGUGGAGUUCUCGAAAGUGUUCCACUCCGUAUCCCCUGGACGCACUGGCAAGUCUGUCUCCUGUCAUCAGGACCAAGUUUUGGACAAGAUCGCGGGUUCAACCGACGUCGGCGGCGGCGGUGCUAAUGCAGAAGAGUUGCGACGAUUUGCAGAACAAGUGGCUGUGUCGGGACAGGCGUUGAAUGUUCGGCGUCGGGCCGGGUGUCAAGUGAGCAGUGGCGGCAGCGAUGGUGCGAGUAGCGAACCCAGCGAAGAUCCCGGCGCCAGUCCGCCAAUCAACAUUCCUGCUGACGAAUCCUGCGUUGUGGCGGCUGCUGCUGCUGCUGCGGACAUGAAGAAGAAUGUCUCGGUGGCGUCCAGUGUCGGCGAUAUGCUGUUUCUUGCUGGUGAGACGAGCGUUGGUCGGUCGGCACGGGCGCCUAAUUUGGUUCCGAAUGGCUCCAACCAGUCGUCGAUUGAAUCAGUGUCAAUCACGACUCCGUUGCCAGCAAGUGUGUGGGGCCUCAUGGCGAUGCCCAUCAGGAAUGCGAGAGUGGAAUGUCCGAGAAAAGGUGUGGCUGUAAUUUGUAACAAGAACGCGGAGGAAUGCUUCGAUGAGCAGGACGAGCGGUGGUUCGAAGUAAGGUCAAAGGCCCGUGUUUGCGCCCGAAUUAUAGUUUUGUUGAAAAAGUUUGUCGGCCGAGAUGAAAGAAAGGCGAAGUUGUGCGUAAUGAGAGCGUACGGGGUGGUCUUGUUCCUUUGCUUUUUCCUGCUGCUUGCUUCUUCAUCUUCGUCGUCGUCUUCCCCCGGCCUGGGGCUCAACAAUGCGACCAUGUACCUGCAAGUCAGCCGUGCUGUGGCCCGACAGACCGUGGCUUUUGAAGCUCUGGCGUACCAUGCGACAUCUUCUCCGCGAGAAGUGGAACGCUUUCUGUCCAUGGAACUGCCAAGUAUCGAAGAAUGGAACCUAAACGCUGUGGACUUCGAUGACUUCAGCCUUGACGCGGACCAAAUGGUGCUGGCUGCAGUAGCCAUGUGUCAAGAUCUUGGAUUGCUUCGCCGAUUUUUAAUCCAGCCC